Messenger RNA from Ramularia collo-cygni, 408 nucleotides. RefSeq names its product probable 50S ribosomal protein L14. The record is from RefSeq and is a predicted model, not a curated record. The transcript has 3 exons. Lineage: Eukaryota; Fungi; Ascomycota; Dothideomycetes; Mycosphaerellales; Mycosphaerellaceae. Gene Ontology annotation, molecular function: large ribosomal subunit rRNA binding; structural constituent of ribosome. Gene Ontology annotation, biological process: translation. Gene Ontology annotation, cellular component: ribosome; mitochondrial large ribosomal subunit. The coding region runs from base 1 to 408 and encodes 135 amino acids.
AUGAUUCAACUAAAGACCAUGGUCAAUGUCAUAGACAACAGCGGCGCCGCCAUAGCAGAAUGCGUCAAAGUCCUCAAGAUGAAGCGCCACGCAAGAAUCGGCGACCGCAUCAUCGUCGUAGUCCAGAAACAGCGCAACUUCGGCCCAGAAUCAGGAUCGGGCGGCUCGGUCUCGGUCUCAGCAGCGAACAAAGUUCGAAGAGGAGACAUUAGACAUGCGGUAGUCGUACGGACAAAGAAAAAGUACCAGCGCGCAGAUGGAAGCGUCGUGAGCUUUGAUGAUAAUGCCUGUGUGCUUAUCAACAAGGGAGGAGAGCCUAUUGGGAGCAGGCUGAAUGGAAUUGUGGGAGCCGAGUUGAGAAAUCACAAGUGGAGUAAGAUCUUGAGUCUUGCGCCGAUGCAUUUGUAA